Penicillium lagena is the source of this 1668-nucleotide messenger RNA. Its product is annotated as GMC family oxidoreductase. The record is from RefSeq and is a predicted model, not a curated record. Bases 1 to 1668 code for a protein of 555 amino acids. Gene Ontology annotation, molecular function: oxidoreductase activity, acting on CH-OH group of donors; flavin adenine dinucleotide binding. NCBI's taxonomy places the organism in Eukaryota, Fungi, Ascomycota, Eurotiomycetes, Eurotiales, Aspergillaceae. The transcript has 9 exons.
AUGACGACGAACGUCUACGACUUCAUAAUCGUUGGUGCUGGACCUUCUGGUUCAGCACUUGCAUCCAAAUUAUCUAAGAGUCGUACACAGCCAUCAGUACUUCUACUAGAGGCCGGUGAAGAUAAUGACGAUGUUGCCGACCGCAUUGCGGGAGAGCGGCUUACUUUUUGGGCGACUAACGGCACACAUCUUGACUAUGGUUAUAAAACCGUGCCUCAAACCCAGAUAAAGGGACGAGAGAUACCUUAUGCUCGAGGGAAGGGACUGGGGGGCUCGACUGCAACUAACAUGGGCGUGUGGGAUUAUGGUUCGAAGGCAGAAUUCAAUGAAUGGGCGAGACUGGUAAAUGAUGAUAUUUGGAAGUGGGAACACAGCUUGGAAAGGAUCAAACAGCUUGAAAAUUAUCACAAUGAGACACCGGCAAAAUACGAAAAAUAUGUCAAGCUUGAAACAGAUUCUCACGGCAAAAAUGGCGCCAUCGAUGUUUCCCUCCCAAGUGUCUGGACUCCGGGACUUGAAGAUGCUUUCGAAGCGUUAAGCAAGCAUGGGAUACCGCUCAAUCCUGAUAUAAACUCGGACAAAUGCAUUGGUAUCGGAAUUCCCCCGGCAACGACAUUCAGGGGCCUACGGAUCACUGCCUCAUCGGCAUACCUAUACCAUAAACCAGCCAAUCUGACUAUCAAAGCCAACUCACCAGUACAUCGGGUUAUCUUUGAAGGAAAGAAGGCUGUUGGGGUCGAACUCGUCAACCGUGCUAGAUAUACCAUCCUAUCUGCUGGGUCAAUUGACACUCCGAAAAUUCUCCUUUUAUCGGGAAUCGGUGAUCCAAGGCACUUGGAGAACCACAACAUCCCUAUCGUAUUGGAUCAACCGAACAUAGGUUCGAAUCUUCGAGACCACUUCUUAGUUCGAAUGGAUGCAGCCAUUAAACCAGAUGUCUUCCCUCCUCCAGAUACAUCAGCCAUCCAAGGAGCUAGAGAAAAAUGGCUCCACGAUAGGUCAGGGCCACUGGCUGAGGAUAUUGGCAAUUUUGCGGUGGGGUAUCUUAAACUUGAUAUUGCUUCAUUUCCAGAAUACACGACAUUGGACCAAAGAACCCAGUUAUUUUUGUCUCAGCCUGAUGUACCGGCAUACGAACUUGGUUUUGGCGUUGUUCCGACACCGACUCUUGAUUGUUUGAAGCUGGCAACAUCGACUAUACUUCAACACAGCCAAUCAUCAGGAUCAAUAUCACUCAAAAGUGCAGACCCAAACGAUUCUCCAAACAUUGAUAUGAAUAUCCUUGCACAUCCAUACGACCGUCGCGUCAUGAUUGAAUCGCUUAGAAAAACAUACGAUUUUCUCCAAAAUAGCACCUUCCCCGUCGACGGGCUUCUCGAAGGCCCUAAGAGUAAUGCAGACGAUGACUUAAUGGAGUAUAUCAAAAAUCAUAUUACCAUCUCGUGGCAUGCAUUGGGGACGGUCAAGAUGGGGAUCGAAGGUGGUAAAGGAGCAUGUGUAUCUUCCGACUUUCACAUAAUUGGUCUCGAAAAUUUGCGUAUUGCAGAUCUCAGUGUGUGUCCAGUGCUGCCAAGCAAUCAUACCCAAUCAACAGCAUAUCUCAUUGGAGACAUCGCUGCAAUGAAGAUCAUUGAAGAUUAUAAACUCGACGCAGAUGUUUUCUUUUGA